UCUCCAAUCCCAUUCCAACCUUCGCACGCUGAAUCAUCGAGGGCGAGCGUUCUUGCGACAAAAAUCUCGAGGUUCUCCCGCUAAAUUUGGUCCAGUUUGGCGCAAGUUUGGUGUUUCUUGCGGGCCAUGUCGCAGUACGACGACGAGCUCGCCGGAGUGUAUCCGGACCGGGAAGAAGACCGCCACGCCGACCGGAUGGGUGACUCCGACUACGACGAUGACGAGUUCGACCAAUCUACUAGUAAGGUUACGGAAGGGACCUCGGCUAUGGAUGUGAAGAAAGGGAAGGACAUACAGGGAAUCCCCUGGGAAAGGAUGAGCACUACAAGAGACAGGUACAGGCGGACAAGGUUGAAGCAGUAUGCGAACUUUGAGAAUAUACCUAAUUCCGGAAGGACUUCGGAGAAGGUAUGUACACCUGUGGAGAAAGACGAACUCUACUACGAGUUUCAGCACAACACAAGAUCCGUGAAAUCGACCAUUCUUCAUUUCCAGUUGAGAAAUUUAGUAUGGGCAACGACAAGGCAUGAUGUGUAUCUAAUGUCAUACUAUUCUGUGCUUCAUUGGUCAGCACUGAGUUGUGAGAAGCAAGAAGUCAUUGAUCUUCAUGGACGUGUUGCUCCGUGUGAGCCUUAUUUUCUUUGUGCGUUGAAUCAGAAGCACCAGGGGAAUUUCUCUGAGGGAUUUUAUCAGACUCAAGUCAGUACAAUGGCGGUAAAAAAUAACUUGCUUGUUAUUGGUGGAUUUCAUGGAGAAAUAAUAUGCAAGUUUUUGGAUCGUGAAGGAAUAAGCUAUUGUUGUAAUUCAACACAUGAUGACAAUGGUAUUACUAAUUCUUUGGAGAUAUUUGAGAAACCUAGUGGUUCUGUGCACUUCCUGGCCUCAAACAAUGAUUGUGGAGUUAGAGACUUCGACAUGGAAAAAUUUCAUAUCUCCAACCACUUCCAUUUUCCAUGGGCUGUGAACCAUACAUCACUGCACUUCGAUGGUAAACUUGCUGUCAUUGUUGGGGACAACCCUGAUGGACUUCUGAUUGACGCUAAUUCAGGAAAAACGGUUCAUGAUCUCCGUGGCCAUUUGGAUUAUUCCUUUGCAUCAGCAUGGAACCCAGAUGGCCGAACAUUCGUCACUGGAAACCAAGACAAGACAUGCAGGGUUUGGGACAUCCGCAAUCUCUCAAAAUCAGUUGUUGUAUUGGGUGGCAACAUUGGAGCCAUAAGGUCAAUUCGCUACACGUCUGAUGGAAGGUUCAUGGCGAUGGCAGAACCUGCGGAUUUCAUCCACAUCUUUGAUGUCGCGAGUGGGUACAGCAGGAAGCAGGAACUGGAUUUCUUUGGUGAGAUUGCAGGCAUUUCAUUCAGUCCCGACACCGAGGCUCUCUUUGUUGGCGUGCACGACCGCACAUACAGCAGCCUCCUCCAGUUCAAUCAGCGACGGUUCUACUCGUACCUUGAUUCAGCCCUGUGAAUUAGCUUCUCGUAGAGAUCUCUGAGAUCGAGGUCACAGGUUGUAGAUACGAUAAAGGGGUGUAUAAAUCUGUAGGUGUUGCUCUGAAGAAACUGAAGAGCAUCCGCAACGGAGCGUAUGCUUUUUUCUGAACAAGCUGUAGAUGUUCAGCGAACCAUCUUUUCGAAGAUUUGUGCUGCUGCUGCUUCUGCUGUAACGUUGCUGUAUAUAAAAGGUUAGUUGAUCUAGAGUUCCACACGCAUUGAUGUCUCUGAACUCUUGAAACAUCUUGUCUCCUGCGAGAAAAGUAGUUCAAGCAAAACGGAAGUGACUGCAUAUUUGAAAAUUUGAAAACAGCAGUAGUUUAAUCGGUUCAAA
This is a messenger RNA of Phragmites australis (common reed), 1824 nucleotides long. RefSeq lists its product as uncharacterized. The record is from RefSeq and is a predicted model, not a curated record. Gene Ontology annotation, molecular function: protein binding. NCBI's taxonomy places the organism in Eukaryota, Viridiplantae, Streptophyta, Magnoliopsida, Poales, Poaceae. The transcript has 9 exons. The coding region runs from base 127 to 1467 and encodes 446 amino acids.